UUCUCUGCCAUUGCCUAUCUAUCUCUAUAAUUUCUCUUAGCUUUGGUCUUUGUCUAUGCUCUUCAUAGAGCCUUAGGCCUAUCUAGGGUUUUCUUUACCUCAUCGCCAUUUCUUCGUUGCUGCUAAGGCUUCGAGUGAAGUAGAGUUUUAGCUGUACUUCUCGUGAGGUGAAUGGAAAAGAUAUACUUUUGACACUUUUGGUUUAGGGUUUCGCGGAUUCUCCUCAAACAAGGGCGGCAUCAACGUGCAGAAAUCAUGCAGAUGAACUCGAUCAAAUCAGCGAUUCACGUUUCUAUGGUUUAUAUAGGUGACAGGAAGAUGAGAAUUAUGAGUUUGUAGGUUCUUUUUUAAAGAAGAUACGCGAAAUGCGAGCCUUUUUAUCCCAACAUCUCGACUACUGUUUUCUCAUUUCCUUCUUCUAGAAAAGGAGGGUUUCUUACUGUAUUUACAUCAAUUUUGGUUCUUAAUCGAUCGAAGUCGGUGUUUCAUCUUGAAAAGUUGUGACCUAGGCUUCGCAGCUGUGUCCAUUCCUGGAGCUUGUUUGAGUAAGAACGUGAAAAAAGGAGUCACUCCGAUCCAUGCAUGGAUGGGAGGGAGGGCAUGGGGAUGUCCGGCCCAGCUUCCUACUUUAUGCACCGAGGUAUGGGAGCUCCGGGCUCCGGUUCGCAACAGAGCUUACACGCUCCACUCUUAAUGUCGCGUUCGGUGCCCAACCCAAACCCUAGCUUUGCCGUUCAGACAUCGGCUAUUGGAGGUUCCGGAGGCUUCGGUGGUGGUGGGGCACAGGGAUCGGCUUUCCAGGCCUCAUCUCCUCCAACUAUUUCUCCUCAUGCGGUCAAUAUUGGUCCCGGUGGCAGCGGUGGCGUCGGGUUUGGACAUGGAGAGCCCGUGAAGAGGAAAAGGGGGAGACCCCGGAAAUACGGACCCGACGGAUCAGUAUCUUUGGCUCUCUCGCCCCUCUCAUCUCCGACAUCAGUUUCCGGCACAUCUGCCGGACUUUCAGGAUCGGGAACGGGGACGAUGACUCAAAAGCGAGGAAGAGGGCGGCCGCCCGGGACCGGAAGGAAGCAGCAACUGGCUUCUCUUGGCGAAUGGGUAGCUGGUUCUGCUGGAAUGGGUUUCACACCUCACAUCAUAACGAUUCCAGUUGGAGAGGAUAUUGCAUCAAAGGUAAUGUCAUUUUCACAGCAGGGGCCAAGAGCAGUCUGUAUCCUCUCGGCAAAUGGCGCUGUUUCUACAGUCACACUUCGACAACCUGCAAGUUCUGGUGGCACUGUGACUUAUGAGGGCCGAUUUGAGAUUCUUUGUUUGUCUGGUUCAUACUUGAUGACUGAUGAAGGUGGAUCUCGGGGCCGUAGUGGUGGCUUAAGUGUCUCUCUUUCAAGUCCUGAUGGAAGAGUCAUCGGGGGUGGUGUUGGUGGCCUGCUUAUAGCUGCAAGCCCUGUCCAGGUUAUAGUAGGUAGCUUUAUGUAUGGUGGGGGCAAGUCAAAGAGCAAAACUAAACUGAAUAAAGAAGCUGCAGAGGCUGCCGAGCAAGUCGAGGGAGAUAAGCAGAGCACACCAUCAAGUAAUCUGCCAAGUCAGAGUCACCCUGCCUCAAUAAUGGGAGGAUGGGCAAGCGCCAGAAAUGCUCACGUUGAUAUUGACUUAAUGCGUGGUUAAGUGGAUUUGGUUAUCUAUUGUAACUUGCCGUCUUGGUGGAAACAGAAGAUGUUUACACCUUUGGUUAUUAUUGUUGCCACCUAUAUGCAGAAACUAAGAACACUGCUUAAUCUGGCUUUGUAACAAAAUCUUUAGGUAGAAAAAAAAAUUGCAUUAUCUUAUUAUUUCCUAUUUUUCUUGGCGUUUGUUGCCAUCUAUGAAGUGAGGCUGGAUUUAGCUGCCUGUUUAAUUUGUGGAACCCUUUAAGAUUAGAUUCGGUAAUUUAUUAUCUUGCCAAUUUACAGCA
Molecule: messenger RNA, 1948 nt
Organism: Dendrobium catenatum
Lineage: Eukaryota; Viridiplantae; Streptophyta; Magnoliopsida; Asparagales; Orchidaceae
Product: AT-hook motif nuclear-localized protein 9
Exons: 6
Coding region: 583-1662 (359 amino acids)
Molecular function (GO): minor groove of adenine-thymine-rich DNA binding
Source: RefSeq, a predicted model, not a curated record